Spea bombifrons (plains spadefoot toad) is the source of this 5288-nucleotide messenger RNA. It is a transcript of the gene CACNA2D2, whose product is annotated as calcium voltage-gated channel auxiliary subunit alpha2delta 2. Lineage: Eukaryota; Metazoa; Chordata; Amphibia; Anura; Pelobatidae. The coding region runs from base 55 to 3393 and encodes 1112 amino acids. The transcript has 39 exons. Gene Ontology annotation, cellular component: voltage-gated calcium channel complex. The record is from RefSeq and is a predicted model, not a curated record. Gene Ontology annotation, molecular function: voltage-gated calcium channel activity.
UGCUGAGCUUCUCUCUCCGGCUCUGUUCUUCUCCUCUCCGGUCUCCGCAGGAGGAUGAUGAUGGUGCUCGGUACCCGGUGCCCGCUUCUACCGCUUCUGUGCCUCAUACAAACCGGCCUCCUCUUAUCAGGGACCGAUGGCUUCAGCUUCCCGCAGCAGCACACGAUGCAAUUCUGGGCAAAAAGGCUGGAACAUGAGUUCGAACAGGUUAUGAGAAACUUCGGUGGGGUCCAGCAGCUCCGAGGGCUCUAUAGAGAUAAGCGGAACCUGUUUCAAGUGGAGGAGAAUGUCCCGCGCAAACUGGUGGAGAAAGUAGCAGGUGACAUCGAGACCCUCCUUGCAAAGAAAGUGCGAGCUCUGAAGAGAUUGGCUGACGCCGCAGAGAAGUUUCAGAAAGCCCACCGCUGGCAGGACAACAUCAGGGAAGAAGACAUUGAAUAUUAUGACUCCAAAGCAGACACUGAAUAUGACGACCCGGAGGGGGAGGAGGAAACCAGAGAGAUCACACACUCUCUAAAACUGGAUUUCACGGAUGAUCCAAACUUCAGGACAAAAGUGAAUUACUCAUAUACAGCUGUACAGAUCCCAACGGACAUCUACAAAGGCUCUACGGUCAUUCUGAAUGAGCUGAACUGGACAGAUGCCUUAGAAGAUGUCUUCAUCCAGAACCGGCAAGAAGAUCCAACAUUGCUGUGGCAGGUGUUUGGCAGCGCCACUGGUGUCACUCGAUAUUACCCAGCAACUCCCUGGAGAGCACCAAGCAAAAUCGACCUCUAUGAUGUGCGAAGAAGACCAUGGUAUAUACAAGGAGCAUCUUCCCCCAAAGAUAUGGUGAUCAUUGUCGAUGUCAGUGGCAGUGUGAGCGGUCUGACCCUGAAACUCAUGAAGACAUCUGUCAUGGAGAUGUUGGACACUCUGUCUGAUGACGACUAUGUGACUGUUGCCUCUUUCCAUGAGAAGGCGGAACCCGUGUCCUGCUUUCGCCAGCUGGUUCAGGCCAACGUGAGGAAUAAGAAAGUUAUAAAAGAAGCUGUACAAGAUAUGGUGGCCAGAGGAACAACCGAUUACAAGGCUGGGUUUGAGUAUGCCUUCAGCCAGCUACAAAAUACCAAUGUAACUCGUGCUAACUGUAACAAGAUGAUCAUGAUGUUUACAGACGGUGGGGAGGACCGAGUGCAAGAUGUCUUUGAGAAAUACAACUGGCCGAACAAAACAGUACGAGUUUUCACAUUCUCAGUUGGGCAGCAUAAUUACGAUGUUACUCCACUGCAAUGGAUGGCUUGUGCCAACAAAGGUUAUUAUUUUGAAAUCCCAUCUAUCGGCGCGAUUCGCAUAAAUACCCAGGAGUACCUUGAUGUUCUCGGCCGUCCUAUGGUUCUAGCUGGAAAUGAAGCCAAACAGGUUCAAUGGACGAAUGUUUAUCAGGAUGCUCUGGGUCUUGGAUUGGUGGUUACAGGGACACUGCCUGUGUUUAACCUGACUGAGGACCCUGGGAGUGGGAAGAACCAGCUGAUUCUCGGUGUGAUGGGCAUUGAUGUUGCUUUGGAUGAUAUACACAGAUUGAUGCCACGAUACAGCCUGGGGGCCAACGGCUACAUGUUUGCCAUUGAUCUGAAUGGAUAUGUCCUACUACAUCCCAACCUGAAGCCACAAAUUAUUAAUUUCCAGGAACCUGUCACGCUGGACUUUCUGGAUGCUGAACUGGAAGAUGAAAAUAAGGAGGAGAUACGUAGGAAUAUGAUUGAUGGGAAGGGGGGCCACCAAUUAAUCCGAACCUUGGUGAAAUCACUAGACGAGAGAUAUAUUGAUGAAGCUGAAAGAACUUACACUUGGGCUCCAAUACACAGUACAAAUUACAGCCUGGGUCUGGUGUUACCUCUGUACAGCUCCUAUUACCUUCGUGCUAAUCUGAGUGAUCAGAUCCUACAGGUGCAGUAUCUAAAGAAAACUAAGGAUUUUGAGUCUUUGAUGCCCAACCACUUUGAGUCUGAUGGUCGGGUUUUCCUUGCUCCAAGGAAGUACUGUCGGGACCUGGAACAAUCUGAGAACAACACAGAGUUCCUACUGAAUUUCAUCUCAUUGAUGGAGAAAGUGACACCAGACUCUAAGCUGUGUGACAGUUUUCUCUUACACAACCUUAUUUUGGACACUGGGAUCACCCGUGAUCUGGCAGACCGUGCUUGGAAAGACAAAGACUUACUAACGCACGGCCUUCUUGCUGUCUUCGCUGCCACGGAUGGAGGGAUUACCAGAGUGUUCCCCAACAAAGCUGCUGACGAUUGGAUGGAGGACAUGGAGCCACACAACUCCACUUACUACCGACGCAGCCUGGACAAUAAGGGCUACAUCUUCCGAGCACCCUAUAGGGAGUCUGGAUAUCACCCUACAGAGCUUGAGAACAACACGGUUGGAAUCCUGGUGAGCACCGCCGUGGAGAUUGAGAUUGAAGGCAAGAGGCUGAAACCAGCAGUUGUUGGAGUGAAGUUAGACCUUGAAUCGUGGGUAGAAAAAUUCAAAGUCCUGGCAAGUAACCAGUCCGUGAACAACCCACAAGGACCACGUAAGUGCAGCCCCACUGCUAGCUGUGAGAUGGACUGUGAUGUCAACAACGAGGACCUACUGUGUGUGCUGAUCGAUGAUGGAGGAUUCCUCGUCAUGUCCAACCAACAGGACCAAUGGAGCCAGGUGGGGAAGUUCUUCAGUGAAGUUGACCCUAACCUCAUGUCUGCUCUGUAUAAUAAUUCCUUCUUCGCACGAAAAGAGUCCUACGAUUAUCAGUCUGUUUGUGCACCUAAAACUGAAAGCAACAAGGGAGCAGCCCCUCGUGGCAUCUUUGUGCCAACCAUUGCAGAUAUUCUGAAUCUGGCCUGGCUAUCUUCAGCAGCAGCCUGGUCUUUGUUCCAGCAUCUCCUCUUGAGUUUCACCUACGGCAGCUGGAUGCAGGCAGAUGAUGUCACAGCGGAGAACAUGGAGCCCAGAGAAGCUAGCUGCAUCAUGAAGCAGACACAGUAUUAUUUCAGCACCAUCAACUCCACGUACUCUGCCGUCAUUGACUGCGGACCUUGCUCUCGGUAUUUUCACGCUCAGAGAAUCUCAAACACCAAUCUGCUCUUUGUGGUGGCUGAAAAGAUGCUCUGCAGUCAGUGCGAUUCCAUGAAGCUGGACCAAGCAGAGACACGAUCCGAAGGACCUGAACAGUGUGAGCUGGUGCAGAUGCCUCGUUAUCGCAAAGGUCCUCAUGUCUGCUUUGAUUACAACGUCAUGGAGGAUACGUCAGACUGUGGCAGAGGCAACCUCUUCCGGCCGUCGUGGCUCUUGUUGGCGCUACUUCAGGUGUUGCUUCUCUGUGUCAUCCCCAGCUUUUCCAAUUCCACCUCCAAUCGGGGCCUCUAGACCUGCCCUAAUCCCCUCCCACCUUCCUGAGGCCACUUCUUGUUGCCUGAUGUGGUUACCAUGACAACCAGGCAAGCGCCUCUUCCGCGCGUUGGGCUGAGUUACCACGACAACCACCACUUAUUUUGGAUGAUUUUACCGUGACAACAAGGAGACCUUUCAAUGCCACAUAUAGCUAUCAUGUCAAUCAGGACAACUACAUCGAGGAUAGUGGGAGUAAUUACCAUGGCAAUGAGACGAACUUCCUGUUCUCUAGCCAUUGUAACAAAAGGCAAUUCUGAGAACUUCCUGUUAAUUGUCUGUCUCCAUGGUACCUGUGCAUUGCCCUGAAAUUCUGUGUGGUAACACCUGGUCUCCAAGGUGGGGUCAAAGAACUCACUGUGACCCUUUGCUAUCUUACCUAAAAUAUGUAGGGGGACCCCUUCCCUGUUGUUUUUUUACCGCUUGGGAAACAGGGGUAACACGGUAAUGACAUCACACAUAUACAUCCUCAUGUCAUCAUGUAAUUGUCAUAUUGCUUACCUUAGAAAUUGGGCUUCUUAUCUUGGAAUGUGCGCUUGGCCAAAGUCACCAGGAAGGUGACAGAGAGACACUGUUACAGCAAAUCAUAUCUAUAUGCUGGGCAACACAUUGUUGAGCAGAGUUCGAGUCCGUUUUCCGUACAGAGCGUAGUUCUCCCGUGCAGUGUGCCAGUUCACAGCUUCAGCUGUGUGUUCUAAGUGUUUCAUAUCACUUCUCCAUAUUUCUGUGUUCUGUGCUGUGUUUUUUGAUCACACUGCACAGCAUCCCGGAGCAGAGGCUUGCUCUGCACACAUAUAGGUGUCCACGUCUCUGCAGGGGCUGUAUCCGCAUAGGCCACCAGUAGCCUCCUCAUCAAAUGGUAUUAUACCAAAGAAACAGGUCUGUGACUUCUCCUACCAGAUCUACACGGCCAACAGUGGGGACUCUGGAGUGCAGUAUACCGCCGUAUACAUUUUCAUAGAGAGUCUGCAAGUGGUAUGCAGAAUAAAUGACCCGUCUGCCUUCUCCAAAAUAGCAACACAAUUCAUAGUCCAACCCGAUUUUAAGGCAGCGCAGCCCUCUGCAGACCAAUUUGUGUGAAAAUGACUUGUCUGGAUUACUGUUUGUGCUUUCACGCAUCCAAGACACUGCAAUGCUGAAAACGCGUUGGAUGCUGGUUGUAGCAAGACUGCAGCUCCAAUUACCCUUAGCCAGUGGUUAUGGAUAUGUAGCCUAGCAAAGGCCGUAUGGUCCCAGUUGGCAUAUCCUCUCUCCAUAGACUAACUUUAUUGUCAAUCCAAAUCAUAUGUUAGGUGAUGCUAUAUAGAAUAUAAUUAUUUCUGAGAACCUUUCCUAGAACAGAGCACAAUCACGUCUAAGCAAAGGGAUGAUCCAGCCCACAGAAGCACAUAGGAUUCAGCACUCAGCAAACAUACAAAUGUUUUCUCCCUGCUCUUCCCGAUUUACCCCACAAAAGCACAAUAUCGAUAUUGCUGCUGCACUGCGUUCCGAUCAGCGCUGAUCAAUGAAUGAUUGACCUAAGGCUCUGCUUUAUGAGUCCAGCGCACAGAAUCCUAAAUGCACCUGUUCUCCUUGUAAAAAAAGGAAUAAUCCAGCAUGUCAGCAUCUAGUAUCCUAAAUGAUUUACAUAACCCCAUCAGAUUAUUAUUUUCGUCAGCCCAAAUAUCUCCUUCUGCUCAUUGUAACUCAUACUGUUUGGUUCCAUAAGCCUUUUUACUGCCCCUUUCAGCCUAAAAACCCACCCUGUUACUUAAAAUAUUUUUUUCUACUACUUUAAAUAUCACAUUAUCACUAUUGCUUUUACUGUUUUUGUCGUAUUUUCCUGCAGUGAUAUCAUAUCUGCGUCCAUCCACCUAAAGCUCCCUUUUAAAUAA